UGAUAAGAGAUCAAGAUGAUAUCUUUAUCAAGACUUGUCUUGGCUGUCAUACUGUGCUGUUAUUGUCUGACAAUUCUGCUGCCAUAUCUCGGAUUCGUGCUUGAGCCACAUCAGCUACCUGAAGGGAAGUGCUACCAAGAGUUUACAGAGAACUUACUAGCAUUGAACCCGAGAGUUGUCAAACAAGCAACUCUCCUGCCUACCUCAAUUACGAAGCAAAACAAGCAGAAAUGGAAACGCAACAUGGACAAAAACAACAGCUCACCUUGUUUGUUAAAAAACAAUUUUGAUGAUGUGAAGCACACAACUUUGAGUGAAAGAGCAGCCCUAAGGGAAGCAGCAAGGUGUUUGAAGUGUGCCGAUGCUCCGUGCCAGAAGUCCUGCCCUACUCAGCUCGAUGUCAAGGCCUUCAUCACCAGCAUAUCUAACAAGAACUACUAUGGAGCGGCCAAGGCCAUAUUCUCGGACAACCCUCUGGGCCUGACGUGCGGCAUGGUGUGUCCUACCAGUGACCUUUGUGUUGGUGGUUGUAACCUCCAAGCCUCAGAGGAGGGCCCCAUUAACAUUGGAGGUCUUCAGCAGUUUGCUACUGAGGUUUUCAAACAAAUGAGAAUCCCACAGAAACGUGCCUCUGGUGUCCAAGUUAAGUUUUCAGAGUCUAAGAUUGCAUUGAUUGGCUGUGGACCAGCUUCUAUCUCUUGUGCAACAUUCCUUGCACGAAUGGGCUAUAACAAUAUUGACAUAUUUGAAAAACUUAGCUACGUCGGUGGUCUCAGUUCGUCAGAGAUCCCACAAUACCGAUUACCCCUGAGUGUCGUCAACUUCGAGGUGGAACUCCUCAAGAAUUUAGGGGUCAAAAUUCAUACACAGAGAUCUCUAUCAAAAAAUGACCUGACUAUUAUGAACCUUCGUAAAAGUGGCUACAAAGCUAUUUUUAUAGGCAUUGGACUACCUGAAGCCAAACAUGACAGUCUUACUGAUGGACUUACCAGUGAAAUGGGUUUUUAUACUUCAAAAACAUUUUUACCAGAAGUUGCAAAUGGGAGUAAAAGAGGUUUGUGUGGUCAGUGCACUUGUCAGCUACCAUCGCUGUAUGGCAGAGUUAUUGUUUUGGGUGCUGGGGACACAGCGUUCGACUGUGCUACCUCCGCCCUUAGAUGUGGUGCAACCCGAGUCUUUGUGGUAUUCCGCAGGGGUUUCACAAACAUAAGAGCUGUCCCAGAGGAGAUAGAACUAGCUCGAGAAGAAAAGUGUGAGUUUCUGCCUUUCCUGUCCCCCAAGAGAGUUAUCGUGGAGAACGGUAAGAUCACUGCCAUGGAGUUCUACAGGACAGAACAAACUGACAGUGGACAGUGGAUAACGGACCCUGAGCAGACCAUGAGGAUCAAAGCUGACUUUGUGAUAUCUGCGUUUGGAUCUGGACUCUACAAUAAUGAUGUUGUAGAAGCACUACAGCCCCUGAAGCUGAAUAUGAACAACUUACCAGUGGUGGACAUGGCGACUCUGGGAUCCAGUGAGCCAGAUGUGUUUGUGGGUGGAGAUCUGGCUGGGUUGUCUGAAACCACAGUAGAGGCUGUUAAUGAUGGCAAGACUGCUGCCUGGCAUAUGCACUCUUACAUUCAGAAAAGUUACAUAUGCAGUAGAGGGCCCCUGGGUCCACCCAGCCUACCAAGAUUCAACACUCCGAUAGAUGAGGUGGAUCUGAGUGUGGAAAUGUGUGGAAUGAAGUUUAUCAGCCCCUUUGGCCUCGCUUCCGCCCCACCUACCACCACCAGUGCCAUGAUCCGCAGAGCGUUCCACCAGGGUUGGGCUUUUGCGGUUACCAAAACUUUUUCACUAGAUAAAGAUCUAGUGUCAAAUGUGUCUCCGAGAAUAAUCAGAGGGGUGACAUCACGGCAUAAUUAUGGCCCGGAACAGGGCUCUUUUCUCAACAUUGAGCUCAUCUCAGAGAAAACAGCGAGUUACUGGUGCCAGAGUAUUACAGAACUCAAGAAGGAUUUUCCUGACAGGAUUGUGAUGGCAAGCAUCAUGUGUUCAUACAAUGCUGGGGACUGGACAGAGUUGGCACAGAUGGCAGAGUUGUCAGGAGCUGAUGCCUUGGAGUUGAACCUCUCCUGUCCUCACGGCAUGGGGGAGUCGGGCAUGGGCCUAGCCUGUGGCCAGGACCCAGUGCUGGUAAAGAACAUUUCCUUGUGGGUACGAGCAGCUGUUAAAAUACCAUUUUUUGUUAAGCUAACUCCAAAUAUAACAGAUAUUGUGGCCUUAGCUAAAGCAGCUAAAGAAGGGAGAGCUAGUGGUGUCUCCGCCAUCAACACGGUGCAAGGUCUCAUGAGUGUGGACUGUGAGGGAGUCCCGUACCCUGCAAUAGGGCAGGAGAAGCUCACCACCUACGGAGGAGUCUCUGGGAACGCAGUGAGGCCCAUUGCGCUGAAAGCAGUUUCCGCCAUCGCCCGGGCACUCCCUGGAUUCCCUAUCAUGGGUAUCGGUGGCAUAGACUCGGCAGAUACGGCACUGCAGUUUCUCGAAUGUGGGGCUACAGUUCUGCAAAUAGGAAGUGCAGUGCAAAAUCAAGACUUCACACUGAUCGAAGACUACGAAGUCGGAUUGAAAACUUUGCUGUACUUAAAGAGCAUAGACAGUUUGAGAGGGUGGUCCGGCCAGUCUCCUCCUACACCGACCCACCAGAAAGGGAAGCCUUUGGCAACUAUCCGAGAUGAAAAUGGAAAGGUGUUACCUCAUUUUGGAAAGUUUAAGAAGAAGAGAGAGGAGCUGUUGCUGGCAGCCAAGCUACAGGAUCCCCUGAGUGGACAAGAACCUGAGAGGCAGAGUCCUGACCACUGGAACCUACCAGAGCGACCGGUGCCCUCAGUGCGAGAUGUGGUCGGGUCAGCACUGCCCAGAAUCGGGGACUACAAAGGACUUGAUAAAGAACAACAGGUUGUAGCUGUUAUCAAUGAUGACAUGUGCAUCAACUGCGGCAAGUGUUACAUGACGUGUAACGACUCUGGGUACCAAGCCAUCCAACUCGACCCCGAGACACACAUCCCACACGUGACAGAUGACUGCACUGGUUGUAACCUGUGUGUCUCUGUUUGUCCAAUCAUCGACUGCAUCAGUAUGGUCCGCAAACAGAUUCCUCAUAUCAUCAAGCGGGGAGUUCCAGCAUCCCAACAUGUGGCAGUCCAGUAGGACAGCUCCAUAAGUUACAUAUAUUUUAGGGAGCAACCAAAAAUAAUGUUGCUCUUGUCCGUGUGUAUUUAAUCCGUAUGUAGCUUAAAUGGUAGAAUAACUACCCAGCUGCUCCCGUAGUUGAGGUUUUGGCUUUUUCUGUUCAUUGAUAACCUUGACUUUCUUCACAAAAUAUAGAACUAAAACUUAUAUAAAAAUUUUUUACGCUAGAAAAAUAGUGAAAAACAUCCUUGUAGACCAGCCAACAUCAUACAAGUUGCUAUAAUAAACUGACUAUAAGAUACUAACAAAUAAGUACAUUAGUUGAAUUCAACAUCACAGCCCUAUAACUGGCACAUUACACAAAACGUCAUUUAUGUACGAUGCUUGUCUUUAUAUUAUAUUAUUUGUAUAUUGUAUAUUAGUUUUUCUAACAUGUCAGUAACCAAUGCAUUAUAUAUACACAAUACUUCACUGGUUUGUAAAUAAUGUAAGAGGUUUGUCCAAUAAAUAAGCAACUAAUCCAAUAUGUUUAUUUUUGGAAAUGAAGAAUUCGGGUAGGUAUUGCGGUUGUUGGAAAAAUUCCACAUCGUUAAAUGCUAUUAAAAACAGAAAUAAUGUAUAUUAAGAUCCAAAUGAAAUGUGAUUUUUUUCCUCAGAUUGGGUUAAAGAACCCAAGAGAAGAUCUUCAAUUAGAUGAAGUAACCAAAUCAUACCGAAGUGCUGUUAUACACGAAGUCAGGAAGCAACGGUAUACAAGUUGAGUGCCAAGUCAACAAAAGUUAAUUUAGCUCAUUCAUAACAGUUGAUGGUAUUUUAAGGAAAAAAUAUCUUGUUUGUUGUUGUUGGUUCCUUACUCUAGUUGGACGCAGCACUCUGCAUGAUUCAGUUACUUUGUGAUCUAUCUGUAAUUAUUAAUCCACCUUAGGAACAAACCAAAUUGCAGGCUGAGAACAUAAAAUCUUUUUUUGUAACAUUUAACAAGUUGUCUAAUAUAUACCCUCAUGAAUUGGUACAGAUGAUGAACUUCUCCUGGAUAGCAGCUGCAAUGAUAUUUGGUAUGGAAACUCAGGUGGCAGAAUUUUGUCACUACCUACAAAAUGUGAGUCAAUGAAGUUCCUCCUUCUGCAGAUUCGGUCAUUAUAAAAAAUGAAAAAGAUGUUGCUGAAUGGAUAGGUGAAAGCAAUCAGGCUCCUCUGCAAUCAGUCCCUACAUAUCCAGCACUAAAGGAGAUACCGGUGGCUACCCAAAUAUUCUGAACAAGAUCGAAUAUAAGGUCUUUUAUUCUCUAAUUCUAAAGAUUUUUCAAUUUCUUUUAAAUUACUUUUAAAAUUUUUGUAUAUAACUGUUUUUAUAUUGUGUUAUUUUUAUAUGUAUUAGAAAUAGAAUUGUUGGUACUUUUAGGCAAGUAAGCAUAUAUAAUCUUAUUAUAUUUACAAAGAAAUUGUUACUUUUAGUUUUAAUAAUCACACAUACACAAAGACACACACACACACACACACGUGCGCGCGCAUGCGCGCGCAAUUGAUGUCUAUAUAUUCUUUUGUUAAAGCAGUUCUAAUAGGUUUAAUUUUUUGUCUUAUUUUAAUUUUGUUAAUUUCUCUUUAUGUGCUUGCUUUUACUUCGUGACUUGAUGCCUAGAGGCUUUAUGUAUUACUUUUAAUAAGUAACUAUUACCUUAUGCUGUUUAUUAUCAAUCGUAUUUUAGUUACAAAUAGUUCUGUAUUUGUAUUUAUUGACACAUGUUAAGUGUAAGAAAGGACCUAAUGGUCCUAACUUCACUUGUCAUAAUAAAGAGUUUACUAAAUCAAUCAAUCAAUCAUGUUCCCUGUGUUCCUGAUUGGCAUAAAAACCAUAGAGUUAUAUUUUUAUAAAUUUAUUUUUGAGAAGUUUUGAGCAGUAUAUAUUAUAAUAAUAUAAAUUAGUAAUUGUUAUGUUCAUAUAAUAUUGAAAACCUCUUGAAUAAACACAACAUGAAAACCAAAACCAUUGUUACAAUGCUUAUCCCCCAAACUGCCAUGAUACCCAUUUGUGACAUUUUGAAAACAUUGAUUUUUUCCGGUACACAACUGUAAAUGGGAUGAACAUAUAUAAUGUUUCGACUGAACAUGUGCAACAUGAUGCAAAUUAUGUAAAAUAUUUAACAAAACUUGAAAUGUAGUGUGUUAAUAAUUAUUUGAUGUUCUUCAAUAAAGCUAAAGUUUAUCGAA
Molecule: messenger RNA, 5378 nt
Organism: Homalodisca vitripennis (glassy-winged sharpshooter)
Lineage: Eukaryota; Metazoa; Arthropoda; Insecta; Hemiptera; Cicadellidae
Gene: su(r)
Product: dihydropyrimidine dehydrogenase [NADP(+)]
Exons: 19
Coding region: 16-3189 (1057 amino acids)
Biological process (GO): 'de novo' pyrimidine nucleobase biosynthetic process; uracil catabolic process; thymine catabolic process
Cellular component (GO): cytoplasm; cytosol
Molecular function (GO): NADP binding; iron-sulfur cluster binding; uracil binding
Source: RefSeq, a predicted model, not a curated record